Molecule: messenger RNA, 285 nt
Organism: Camellia sinensis
Lineage: Eukaryota; Viridiplantae; Streptophyta; Magnoliopsida; Ericales; Theaceae
Source: RefSeq, a predicted model, not a curated record
AUGAAAGCUCUCCAAUCCAACACAUCGGAGGACGAAGUGAAGCGGAUGAUGGAGGAGCUUGACAUUGACCUCGAUGGCUUCAUCAGUCUCGAAGAGUUUGCCAAUUUCUAUAAAGGCAGAAGCGACACUGUCGGAGCUGCUGGAGAUAACGGCAAUAUGGCAGGGCUGAAGGAUGCCUUCGAGUUGUAUAAUCAGGACAAGAACGGAGUGAUCUCGUCAUUGAGAUCGGCGGGAGAGAGUGAGAUAUAUCAAAAUAUUUCUGUGAUAGAUGGGUGUGGGGUUUAG